GCAAUGCAUUGCUGAAGCUGUACAGGCACAAGUACGUGCAGAUAGUUUUGCUUCUAUUAAUUAUUCGGAACAUGGCAUCAAGUAUGAAGUUGGCGCUUUAAAGUCAAGGAGUGCAUAUUGUGUUGCGGCAACGUGUCUGCCAAUACUG
Messenger RNA from Dentiscutata erythropus, 148 nucleotides. Lineage: Eukaryota; Fungi; Glomeromycota; Glomeromycetes; Diversisporales; Gigasporaceae. The record is from the annotation of a GenBank genome assembly.